Dreissena polymorpha is the source of this 6209-nucleotide messenger RNA. RefSeq lists its product as uncharacterized. Lineage: Eukaryota; Metazoa; Mollusca; Bivalvia; Myida; Dreissenidae. The coding region runs from base 68 to 3043 and encodes 991 amino acids. The record is from RefSeq and is a predicted model, not a curated record. The transcript is spliced from 9 exons.
ACUACUUUCACUUCCGGGUAUUAUGGCGCAAAGUUCGAGUUGAAAUCUGUACCAAAUCGCUCUCAAAAUGGAUUUGUUUAGGUCAAGAAAACGUGAUGCUGACCAAAUGGGUCAAGGUGAAGGGUCAAGUCUGCAGAAGCGCAAAGCUGGGCUGUCCAGUUCCCUUGAUAAUCUGCUUGACAUAGGCAAGCUAGAGGACCCUGAUGGAACCGAUUCUGAAAUGAGCGCCACAGACUCGGACGAAGACAUUGAUCGUAAUGAUGUCAACAAAGCAAGCAGGAAACAGAAAGUGUUUGCUAUGAAGUCAGUGAAACGAGACAAGAAGAAAGAAAAAGACCUGCGGAAAAAGAUUGAAAAAAAUAUGAUCACCAUGGACGACUUCCUAGGAAAGCAAUCUGAGUUUAAAAUGUGGCUGUUUGAAGAGAAGAGCAAAAACGCCAGUGAAGUGAGCUCCCCAAAGCUGAAGACUUAUUUCAAGCAGUUUGUAAGGCUCUGGAACAAACGUAAACUGACAGGGAAGUACUACCGAUCCUCCAACCUUCCAGACAGUCCAGCCACUGUGACUUCAACGAAUGUCAACUUCCUCGCGGAGUACCCAGUGACUAUCAACAUUCCCUUGAACACUGUCGUUGAGAAUGUCUCGGAGAAAUCACAGACAACGUCCCCGUUUGUAACCUUUGGGAAAACACCACCAAAAGUUUUCCGCUCCAAGAAGUUUCAUCUGUUUAGCGGGGCUAAGGAUGUCGCACUGAUUUCUGUGGCCCCGAUUGGCUCUCCGAAAGUUGAGGUGAAAAACAAGGAAAACAUCAAAAAUGAGGUGCACUAUCUUGUGCCAAGAGGGGACAAGCAAGCAUGCGAUGGCAGCAAGGGACAGACAACUACCCACCAUGGAGCCAUUCCUUACAAGGUAUCGACAUAUCCUUGGGCAUCUGCAGACCAGACAAGCAUCAACACGAAAGACUCCUCCCUAGAUAUUUGCUCCACAUCAACACCACCAAAUAUGUCCCAGACUUCUGGGGAGAAUUGGCCUUCCCCACCCACCCAGCAAGAAAUCAGGGGAAUGAACUGUGUAACAAACAGUGACUCUCCCCAUGUCCCACCUCCUCCACCUCCAAGAGUGGAGAGUCUUCAGAGAAAGAACAGUGCAAAUAGGUCACCAAUGUUGUCUUCAAAUUAUUCAGACCCUUCCGACAAACUUCCUUGUAAUGGAAUUCCUGAAGAUCCUCAUUAUCAAGAUCCUAUUGACUGUGUGAGUGCAGUAAAUUCAAGAACAAGGCCUGAUCAUGCAAAGUUGGUUUUGAAGGUGAUUGGUUCACAUAAUGAUGAACCAGAUUUGAGUUUGUAUUCAAAGCCAGUGAUUGAGAAAAGGUUAAGCAAAGAAGAGCUGGAAGGAAUGUAUGCAAAACCAAUGAAAAAGUCCAAAAGAGAUCCUAUAUGUGAGGGAAAGAUAGAAGAUGCAACUUCAGGAAAUUUGUAUGAAAUUAUUGAUAAAAUAAAAACAAAGAGUGUUGCAAAAGAUGUUCAUUCCAAAGGAAAUAUUCAACCCAAAGCAGACUUGGCUCCCAAACAUUUUGUAGAGCCUUUAUAUCAAACAAUGGAGGAAUGCAGAGCUAAUUUCAAACAUGACACUGUAGAUGGUGAUGUAAGGUGUGUAAAGGAUGAUAAUUUGUAUAAGAAGAAAGAAAGUCCGAAAAAAUUUGCAAGCUUGUCACGCUUUUCAAACAAACGCGUGAUGGCUGCAUCCACUGAGAAAAUCUACGAAACAUACUUGAGCUAUGGACGAAAGAGUAAGAUUCAACGAGCUAAAAAUGAAGCAAAAAAGUCUGCAGAACUUGGCUCAGAGUUGCAGCCAAUCAAACAGAGGUGUAAGUCUCAACCAGAUAUGUCCAUAAGUGAGAAAAUGAAUGUUUUCGAUAUCAACAUAACCAAUGAUGACAAUGUGUUGUCCAAUCAAUCCAGUCCAACAAGAUUAAGUUCAUUCAAACCCAAAGAUAUAAAUAGUACUCAUUCUGUAAACCAUGGCGCGCGACUGUUACGAGACAGAGCUAAAAGCUAUGAUGAUAUGGACACGCCUGGUACACCAAUAAUACUCUCGACUCCCUCUUUUGACUCAUUGUGCAAUGUUACAAUGCUGAAAAAUGAUUCUGUGUCAAUGAAAAGCUUUUCUGUAAGAUCAGGGUCCUCAGAAAAUGUUUCAAUAUGCAAUAUAUCUUCCUCAACGAAUUCCAGUCUUUCUUUUGGACCGGACGAUAGGUCAGAGAAAUCUACUUCGCUGCAGAGCUUGCAUUCAGUGCAUUCAAGUAAAUCUUUAUCUCCAGUUAAGGAAGUUGAAGAGCUACCAAAAAAGGAAACUACUCCAGAGAAGGUUGAAAAUGUUUGUGAGAGUGGUUGCCCUUCAGACAAUGAGUCCUACAAGUCUGGGUUUAUACCAAUCACUCCUGGUAAAUUAAAUGCCAAGAAGCAUGGCAUUGAUUUCAGUAACUAUUUGUUGAAACCGGUACAAAUCAAAGAAUCUCAACAACCGUCAGACAUUGAUUCUGGGACAAAGAUUGGUAGCAGUAGCAAAGGGGUUUUGCCAGAAUCUUCUGAAGCAUCACACAAAAUAAAUAGAAAGGGACAAAUUAAAGUGGUAAUUAAGGACACUUUGUCGGGUGUGAGGACGAAUAUGGACAAUUCAAAGACAGGAUCAGUGAGUCGUAGAACAGAGCCGGAAAACAGACACGCUGUGCAGACAGUUCAAGACUGUCAAUCUAUGAGCGAUGAGAAUAAAAAACCGAAUGUUCCAAAUAUUGGAGUGGCAGGCAGAAGCAGAAAGAAAGAAACUCAGUCUACAGCAACUAAAUUACGAACAUUGAGCACUGAUCGCCGACAGGAGUCUCAAAGUAAGAGACACAGGGGCGAGAAAGUGAAAGUGGAUUGUAAGUUUUUGGAAACGGACUUGGACACAGUGGUCAGUGAAAGACCAAAGUCAUUGAUGAAGAAGAGCAAAAGUCACAGCGGCUUUGAGGCUGGUAGUGACACGGUGGUGACUGAAAUUUGGUAGCAGUUGUUGAGACUGGCAUGCAGUGGUAAUUUUAAGUUAUUAACUAGCCUCACUCUUGGAAAAUUGGACGUAACGUAUGUGCCUAAAGUGACAAUCCAGAUUAGCCUGUGCAGUGACAACGUUUCCUCUUUCAUCGAAUUUGUUUAUGAAAGGAAGUGUAUUCUGAGCAAAAGCUCCACUCUAGGCGGAAAGGGUUGUCCCUGUGUGGACAGCACAGGCUAAUGAGGGAUGACAUUACCAGCAUGCAUUUAGCCCAGUGUUUUCAGAACAAGGCAUAUACAUGUAUGUGUGCCAGUAUCCACCAAACCAUUCUUUGGUCUUAUGAAUGAAGUUUCGACUGCAACCAGAGAAAACAUAAUUUAGUGUUAUUGCAGAUUAAUGGGUGCCUUUUUUAUGCGUCCGUCUGUCCUUCCAUCACACUUUGCAUUUAGGUUUCGCAUUUAGGUUUCAAAAAAUGCUCAUAACUUAUAUGUCCCUUCACAUAGCAACUUGACAUUUGGCAUGCAUGUGUAUCUCAUGGAACUGCACAUUUUGAGUGGUGAAAGGUCAAGGUCAUCCUUCAAGGCCAAAGGUAAAAACACAUGUAUCAAAGCGGCGCAGAAGGGGGCAUUGUGUUUCUGACAAACACAUUUGUUGAUAUUGUUGAAUUAAAAAAGGAUGUAAUUUAGGUGACCAAAAAAAUAUUUUUAAGCACUUGCAUAACAACAAUUUUUAGAAUUUUAGAUCACAAUUUGUGGAAUAGUGCAUACAUUUUUAUGCCCCCCUUCGAAGAAGAGGGGGUAUAUUGCUUUGCUCAUGUCGGUCGGUCGGUCGGUCCGUCCACCAGGUGGUUGUCAGACGAUAACUCAAGAACGCUUGGGCCUAGGAUCAUGAAACUUCAUAGGUACAUUGAUCAUGACUCGCAGAUGACCCCUAUUGAUUUUGAGGUCACUAGGUCAAAGGUCAAGGUUACGGUGACCAGAAAUAGUAAAAUAGUUUUUGAAUGGUAACUCAAGAACGCAUACGCCUAGGAUCAUGAAACUUCAUGGGUAGAUUGAUCAUGACUUGCAGAUGACCCCUAUUGAUUUUGAGGUCACUAGGUCAAAGGUCAAGGUCACGGUGACCCGAAAUAGUAAAAUGGUUUCGGAUGAUUACUCAAGAAUGCAUACGCCUAGGAUCAUGAAACUUCAUGGGUAGAUUGAUCAUGACUCGCAGAUGACCCCUAUUGAUUUUGAGGUCAAAGGUCAAGGUCAUGGUGACCCGAAAUAGUAAAAUGGUUUUCGGAUGAUAACUCAAGAACGCAUACGCCUAGGAUCAUGAAACUUCACAGGUAGAUUGAUCAUGACUCGCAGAUGACUCCUAUUGAUUUUGAGGUCACAAGGUCAAGGUCACGGUGACCCGAAAUAGUAAAAUGAUUUUCGGAUGAUAACUCAAGAACGCUUUUGCCUAGGAACAUGACACUUCAUAGGUACAUUGAUCGUGACCCGCAGAUGACCCCUUUUGAUUUUCAGGUCGCUAGGUCAAAGGUCAAGGUCACAGUGACAAAAAACGUAUUCACACAAUGGCUGCCACUACAACGGACAGCCCAUAUGGGGGGGCAUGCAUGUUUUACAAACAGCCCUUGUUGUAAUAUUCUUUAUUUUAGUUGUUGACUCAAGUAAAAUAAUGGGUUAGUGAAAAUGAUUCUAAGGUCCAGAAAAGUAAUGACAUGAUUGUAGCUGAUAUCUGCUGAAAUUUAACCAAAACUGUUGUAGAAAAACUAGAAAAGAUUAAACCAAUUUGUUCACACUUCACACAGAAAUGUGGCUUACAUAUAUUUAUAUGGUAUAUAGCUCGAUAAGAGCAAAAAGGUAUUAACAUGUGCCAUUUAAAUACCGGUAUAAAAACUUAUGGUACCUUUUUGAACCAUUUGGUUGAAUUAUGUAGUAAAAGUUUCUGUUAAAAUUCUGUUGGGUUAUUUUUUGGCAAGGCAUUUUCUAUAGCGGUGUCAUGUGUAUGGUUGAAAAUUAGAAAAGUUAAAGUUUUGUUUCAUACACUAAUAAUAGCCAAAGCUUGUGGCAGUGCAAUUGUAAUAUUGGGUCUAUCAGUUUCAUUCAUUAUCUGGUUUUACAAUGAGUUUUUAUACCAGGUACUUGCAAUAAUUGUUAACAGAGAUGAAAGUUAUAUUUUUGUUAUAAUAAUAACGAUGUAUAAUAACAAGUUGUAUGGAAUAUAUUAAAUUCAGGUUGUCUGAUUCAAAAAUGUAAAAGACAUGCAUGUUAUAAUAAUAUAAAGAUAAUAAUGUAAAAAAGAUAAUAACAUACAUUGUAAAAUAAGUGCUGUGCAAAUAUGAAACACAUUAAUAAAAAUAGAGGUUAUUAACUGAUAUUACAAAAUUUAAUUUUAGUAAAUUGAGCAACUAAAUUUAAAUGUAGUGAAAAUGAUCGCAAACAUUUGUUAUUUUGUUUAUUUAGCAAAAUGAUUUAAACUCAAUCUUGAAUUCAAAAUUAUUCGGUAAGUAGGAUUAGUGAAAACUUACAAACAACUUUCUUUUUUCAACCUCCUUGUUCUUGAUUGGUAAUUGUGUGCUCCAAAAUCAUGUUAUGUUGAUUUUGUUGAUGUUUGUGUUUCAUACCAAGUUUAGUGUUUUAAUAUAUGUACAUGUUGAGUUUCAUCUCAGGGUUAAAGAUUGUAUAAUAAAUUCUUCAUGUUUCAAUUGUAUAUAAUUAUUUCAUUAUCAUUAUUUAAUACUCAUCAGAAUAGCAUUCUUUAAUUUCUUGCAAAAUGAGGAAAUAUAUAGACUGUUUGCUUUUAUAAAUAUACUUUGUUAUUAAUAAUGCUUAACACACGCCAGGGGUUUGAUUUAUCCUGCUUUCAGCUGAUUCCCUCCCUUUUAAUGUCAAACUUAUUUUACAAACAGUUAUUAUCUUUGCUGGGUCUAUGUACACAUGCAGAAUUUAAUUGAGCUCUGCUGUGGAGGUUCUGAAAUCACAUCCCUGCAUGUCGUUUGUUGUUGGGUUAGAUGGCAGGGUUCAUCUGCUACUUGAUAUGAGAACAAAUCAAGAUAGUUUAAGGAAAUGUGAUAAAUAGAUACCUGUAAUCAAUACCUUAUUUGGGAUUGCAGUUAGGGUGAAGGUCACAGUUACUACAAUGGAAAAUAGCCUUAGGUGAAAGUGCAAUAACCCAAGGUCAAACUGGUACUUAAAGG